UCAAAAGUGUGAGUGUUUUGUGCACAGUGGAGCGUUCGCAGGAAGCAUGAAUGUUACUGGUGUCAGGGUUCUUGAACAGGCCCAGGAGAUUGAGGUGGAUCCAGGUAUUGUGGGAGCCUGUGUCAUCAUGGCUAUUUGCUUUGUGGUGGGAACUCCGGGGAACCUGUUAGUCGUGUGGACAAUCAUGAGGCACGUGAAGCAGCGCUCUCAUACCGUGUUGCUCAUCAUGCACCUGGCUAUUGCUGACCUGCUGGUAGUCUUCACCCUGCCUCUGUGGAUCUACUCACUGGCUUGGUCCUGGGUCUUCAGUGAGGUAGUGUGCAAGGCCAUGGUGUAUGUCAUCUAUGCCUGUAUGUAUGCCAGCAUCUUCCUGAUCACCAUCAUGAGUGUGGAGCGUUUUCUGGUUGUCAGGUACCCCUUUUCAUUGGCCACCUGGAGAAAGAAGCAGAUGUUAAAUAAGCUCUUGCUGGUUGUAUGGGUGGUGUCCUUUCUUCUCAGCAUUCCAGUAAUAAUCACUCAGGUCUUGGGGGAAGAUAAUGGACAAAAGCAGUGCCUGUACCGAGAGUAUAAAUCCAAUACACAGGAGGCUGUGCUUUUGCUCCUGGAGUCUCUGGUGGGCUUCGUGAUCCCCUUCUCCAUCUUGGUGCUCUGCUACGGCUGCCUCUACAGUCGAAUCACACAGAUGAGCUUCAGGUCCAAGCGCAAGUCUACACUGCUGAUUGCCAGCGUCGUGGUCGUAUUUGCUCUCUGCUGGAUCCCACACCACAUCACCAACCUUCUGUCCUUGGUGUACCUUGCCCUCGAGAACUCAGAAGAGGGAAAAACGAUUGAAGAUGCUGUGAAUGCUAUGCACAUGAUCUCCAGCUCACUGGUCUUUGUGAGCAGCACCAUCAACCCAGUGCUGUAUGUUUUUGCAGCACGGAGCUUUCGGACUUCACUGAAAGACACGGGUAUCCACAAGCUGUUCCGCCACCUGUCCAGCACAAUGGCGGGCGAAGGCAAUAGAGAACUGUCAUUUGUCUCCAAAAGGCAAAGCUCUCAAACCAACACUUCUCAGUGCUGCAUGGAGUCCAAAGCACAAAUAGACCUACUCGUGGACAUAUGCAGCAAUGCUGCCAAUGUGUGAAGGUACAGAGUUUGACUACUGAGUAUGAGCUAUAUCUAUAUGUUGAUGAAUUGGAUUACAAUUUUGGCAUAUGUAUAAAAAAUGGUACUGUGGAGAAUACAAAGCCUAGUCCUCGAUGAUUUUAAAACGAGAGGAAAAAAAAAGACAUUUUGUACAGGAAUAAGUUUGAGCUGGUAAAACUGUAUAUCAUAAGUAUUAGUCAUAUAGUGGGAUCCAGUGUCUGAGAGUGUUGUUGUUGUUGGUUUUUUUUCAUUUAAACUGGAAAAUAAACAAAGUUUAAGAAUUUUGAAAAGUUAAAACAAAGAAAGGAAAUGUUCAACAUCUCGAAUAUUCAAGAUUUUUAUGACACUAUUUAGGAGGAAGCAAAAUUGUGAUUUUGACCAUGUUCACUCCUUUGUACACAAAGGUCAGAUGUUCCUUGGCUCUUAUCUCCUCCAAAGCGUGUGUUCAGAUGGCAUUCUGAUGGAUUUAAUUUAACAUCAUGUUUUCCACAAAACUGUACAGUCCAUGCCGACUUCAGCCAAUGCUGUCAUUAAAGCAAAAGGGGGAAGUAUUAACUGCUCAGAAAAGCUGAAAUAUAUAUAACUAUUUCAAGGAUUUUCGUUCGAGUUGUUGCUAAUAAUUUUGUAUUCAAAAAUAGAAAUAUUUUCAUGAACUCAGAUUUUUGGAAUCUACUGUAUAUUUACACCAAGUGUCUUCGGAUUAGCAACAUUUGUUUAAAAUAUUUGCUUUCUCAUGUCUCUGGAUGUAUGCAAUGUAAUGUGUGUGUGUGUGUGUGUGUAAGUAAAAAAACCAACUUUU
Molecule: messenger RNA, 1927 nt
Organism: Neoarius graeffei (lesser salmon catfish)
Lineage: Eukaryota; Metazoa; Chordata; Actinopteri; Siluriformes; Ariidae
Exons: 1
Coding region: 47-1126 (359 amino acids)
Biological process (GO): G protein-coupled receptor signaling pathway
Cellular component (GO): membrane
Molecular function (GO): G protein-coupled receptor activity
Source: RefSeq, a predicted model, not a curated record